Messenger RNA from Colletotrichum fioriniae, 1569 nucleotides. RefSeq lists its product as uncharacterized. Lineage: Eukaryota; Fungi; Ascomycota; Sordariomycetes; Glomerellales; Glomerellaceae. The record is from RefSeq and is a predicted model, not a curated record.
AUGGCUCGCGCAGCUUCCCGUCGGCAAGUCAAGCCUGCUGCUGCCACGACAGUGACCAACCUCAUCAGCAAGUACGGCCGAGUCUCCAAGACACAACCUGCCCCUGUAGACGACGCCUCAAAGAAGGUCUUCUUCAUCGGCCUGCCCUCCUCUCUUCCCAUCGCCAAGACGGAAGUCAAGACAGAGAUCAAGCUCGAGUCCAGCCUGGAAAGAGCCCUCCCGCCUCAGCCUGCAGCGACGCCCUCAAAGAAGCGCAAGGCAAGAUCAAUCGACGAGGACGUCUCACCGAGAGAUGCGAGAAGCGACGCCCCGGGAUGCGAGUCUCUGAAGCGUCAGCGAGUCUUGAAGAAUAGCAAGGACGAGCCUGUCCCCAUCAAGCUCGAGGCCGCCCCCACAACCGCAACCACCGCUGCUUCUACACGAAGGAGUACGGCAUCACCAGUCGCCGACAGCCGCCGAAAGACUCGCGAGUCGGACGUCAUCUCCCAAGCAAAGACCGAAGUGCGCAAGGCCAACCAAAAGAUCAAGCGAACAAAGAAGCACAAUGCCACAAAGUCAGAGGUCAAGGAGGAGGCUGUCAAGAAGCAGCUGCCUACCGAGUUACUAGAGCUCCUGGACCUGCAACGCGCAAUCCUCAAGACUGUUUCGCUUCAGCUCGUGCACCAGAACAACAACGCACCGCUUGAUAUCAGCUCCAUCACACCUCACGUAGCUCGCACAUGGGGAAAGAGGAGAGUCACAGUGGAUGACAUUCGGAGAUGUAUUGCCAUCCAAGACACAAAGACUCAAGGCCAGGAGGAUGGGUCACUUGGCUCUCCCUUCAUCGUCACUGACUACGGUCGCGGCAAGCUCUGCCUCGAGAUGGAUCUCACCAAGAACACUGGCCGCAUUGACGAGAAUGAGCUCUGCCAACAAUUCGAGAAGAACCUCCACAUCAUGUGCUCCCAGCGCGCCAUGGAUGAGAUGUCAGAUCUCGACAUCUGCUUCGAGAACCUCAGUUUCAACGACCUGCCCAAGUCCGAUAUUACUGUUCGUCACACGACCAUGUCGGAAAACCCCAUGUUCGCCAAGGGCCAACGCGCCUUGACUGGAAUCAAGAACGACAUCCUCAAGAAGCAAGAGAGGGAGACGCAAAUCCAAGCAGCCAAGUUCCCGGCGCUCAACCCCAAUGGCACCAAGAUGAGCCUCCUCGACAGACUCCGAGCCAAGGAGGAAGCCAACGCCAACAUCCAGCUCCCCACUGGGCCCGAAAUCGCGAGGAAGCGGGCGCUGCAGCGCGUUGGUGACAUCUCCGCCGUCCUUUCCAUGCUUGUGUCGUCGUCGAAUGCGGCCGGACAAAUGGUUGUGUCCUUCACCAUGACUGUUCUGCAGCAGAAGCUCAAGGACUCUCUGCGCGUCCCCAUGCCUGUGGAGGAAGGUGUCGAUGCGGUACGUUUGAUUGCCAAGGAGGUCGCACCAGAAUGGUUGAGGGUUGCCACGGUCGGUGGUAAGGAGCAUGUCGUCAUCCAGACGAGACGCAAGCCGUACGAGGCGGAGCUCGCCGCGCGAGUUGACCGACUUUUAGCAUAG